Messenger RNA from Triticum dicoccoides, 1337 nucleotides. RefSeq names its product LRR receptor-like serine/threonine-protein kinase EFR. Gene Ontology annotation, molecular function: protein binding. The transcript has 2 exons. The record is from RefSeq and is a predicted model, not a curated record. Bases 250 to 1230 code for a protein of 326 amino acids. Lineage: Eukaryota; Viridiplantae; Streptophyta; Magnoliopsida; Poales; Poaceae.
CUCACAACCCGGCCGGCAGCAAAACCAUGGAAGGAAGCGGGCCGCCAUUCCGAGCGAUCCGGCCGAGCAAAGCUGCCAUACCAUACCUCAUUACUAGUGAAGUCAGGGAGGCCUUCUUACAUGUCCCAGUCAAGCGGCGAGGCUCGCCCACAUCCUUACACUACUGUCGUUGCUGCUCAUUUCUUGUGGAGUCGGGAGCGUCCGCUGCUCCUCCUCAACAACGACAGUCCAUGACAACAACACGGACAUAUGAUGUCGCUGCUAGAUUUCAAGCGGGCCGUCACCAACGACCCAGCACAAGCCUUGAGAUCUUGGCACGUCGGCCUCCCCCUUUGCAGCUGGAACGGCGUCAUCUGCAGCGGCCCGAAGCACCCGGGGCGAGUCAUGGAGCUGAACCUUGACGAACUAGCAUUAUCGGGCCCGAUUUCACCGUCCCUCAGGAAUCUAACAUUCCUUAGGAUACUGGAACUGUACGGAAAUAGCUUCACCGGCGAGAUACCUCCUUUCAAUGGUCUCGAAAGAUUGGAGGACCUUAACUUGGGGUACAACUCACUGCGAGGGAUCAUUCCGGAUACUCUCACAAACUGCUCCAAUCUAUGGUACCUAUCCAUGUCCCGCAACUUACUAAUAGGAGAAGUUCCCAGCGGUAUAGGCCGCCUAUCUAAUCUAGUGUCGUUGGAUCUUGGAGAAAACAAUCUCACCGGAGAAAUCCCAUCAAGCCUAAAAAACAUCAGUCACCUUGAAUACAUCUUGCUUGCUGAUAAUAAGCUCACCGGAACCAUUCCUGAUGAGUUGGGAAAACUCCCAAAUCUUUCUAUGUUAGUCCUUGCUUCAAAUAGGCUAUCAGGUGAAAUCCCGGAAACCCUGUAUAAAUACAAUCUGUCUUCUCUCAGAUAUCUAUUCUUAGAUUCCAAUAUGCUUGGGAAAACACUGCCAUCUAACUUUGGUGAUACCCUCCUAAAUCUUGAACAACUCACAUUGAAGGAUAACAAUUUUGAAGGUCAUCUCCCAGCGUCACUGGGCAAUAUUUCAAGGUUAGACUGGUUAGACUUGUCGUUCAACAAUUUCAUUGGUCAAGUUCCAAGUUCUUUUGGUAAUCUUGGGCGGUUACAAUACCUAAACCUUCAGCAAAACAAUUUGUUGGGCUUCAUCCCAGGAGAGCUGGGUGGCUUGCAAUACCUCACCAAUCUGUAUCUGUCCGAUAAUAAUCUGGAAGGUGGAGUACCAUGAAACAGAUUCUUUGUCAGAAAAAAGCGGGGCAAGAGCCUUUAUUUGUAUCUGCUCCCAUGUCCUACUAUCUUUCGGACAAAAGAUAUGCAUUAUGUACUACCUGAUCA